AUGGCGCCAACGACUGCGACUCUAUCAGCAUCUGUUCCACCUCCAACGCGGAACACUAAAAAGUACGAUCCUAAGAGACCCCAUAUCACAGAAGAACCCAUUACUCGAGACAAUUGGUACAAACAUGUCAAUUGGCUGAACGUCACUUUAAUCGUCGGACUUCCUCUAUAUGGGCUAUUCGCCGCAGCCUGGACACCAUUAAGGUUAAAGACAGCCGUCUGGGCCAUAGCAUAUUAUUUUAUGACAGGUCUUGGAAUUACUGCAGGAUACCAUCGUCUUUGGGCUCACACAUCUUAUUCCGCCAGCCUCCCUCUAAAGAUUUUUCUCGCUGCUGUCGGUGGUGGUGCGGUGCAAGGUUCGAUCAGAUGGUGGGCUAGAGACCAUCGCGCUCACCAUCGCUACACCGAUACAGAUAAAGACCCCUACUCUGUACGAAAAGGGCUUUUAUACUCUCACAUUGGAUGGAUGAUCAUGAAGCAAAACCCUAAGCGAAUUGGAAGGACUGACAUAUCAGAUUUGAACGAUGACCCUGUUGUUAUACUGCAACACCGCCACUACAUCAAGACAGUUAUAUUUAUGGGUAUGGUGUUCCCAUGCCUCGUCACAGGGUUGGGAUGGGGUGACUGGAUGGGAGGAUUUAUAUAUGCCGGAAUACUCCGUAUAUUCUUCGUUCAACAAGCAACGUUCUGUGUCAACUCCUUAGCGCACUGGCUCGGAGACCAACCCUUUGAUGAUAGAAAUUCCCCCAGAGAUCACAUUAUAACUGCAUUUGUCACGCUCGGUGAAGGGUACCACAAUUUCCAUCAUGAAUUUCCUUCUGACUACCGCAACGCCAUCGAAUGGCAUCAAUACGAUCCAACUAAGUGGGCUAUAUGGAUGUGGAAACAGCUCGGCCUAGCUCACGACUUGAAACAAUUCAAGCAAAAUGAGAUAGAGAAAGGUAGAUUACAGCAGUUACAAAAGAAACUCGAUCAAAAGAGACAGGUGCUUGAUUGGGGAACUCCUCUCGAACAACUGCCCAUAAUUAGUUUUGAAGAUUAUCAGGCAGAGGCCAAAAAGGGUCGAGCACUAGUCGCAGUAGCAGGUGUCAUUCACGAUGUGUCUGACUUUAUCAAAGAUCACCCUGGUGGAAAAGCCCUCAUUUCCUCCGGUAUAGGGAAGGACGCCACAGCUAUCUUCAAUGGAGGUGUAUACAACCACUCCAAUGCAGCACAUAAUCUCCUAUCUACCAUGCGCAUCGGUGUUAUCCGCGGUGGUUGCGAAGUUGAGAUCUGGAAGCGCGCACAACGUGAAAAUAAAGAUAUAUCAUUUGUAAGCGAUACUGCCGGUCAAAAGAUUAUUCGAGCAGGUCUCCAAGUAACCCGUAUAUCGGAACCCGUCGCUUCCGCCGACGCAGCUUAG
This is a messenger RNA of Blumeria graminis f. sp. triticale, 1401 nucleotides long. Lineage: Eukaryota; Fungi; Ascomycota; Leotiomycetes; Helotiales; Erysiphaceae. The record is from the annotation of a GenBank genome assembly.